Messenger RNA from Cadophora gregata, 201 nucleotides. RefSeq lists its product as uncharacterized. The transcript has 2 exons. Bases 1 to 201 code for a protein of 66 amino acids. NCBI's taxonomy places the organism in Eukaryota, Fungi, Ascomycota, Leotiomycetes, Helotiales, Ploettnerulaceae. The record is from RefSeq and is a predicted model, not a curated record.
AUGAUAGAAAUGGGAACGUGUUUGGUCUGGUCUGGCCAGCAGCAAACGGCACGAGAGCUGUUCAGCAACGCACUUAAUCAGAUCGAAUCUACAAACCCUUCCAAUUGGGCCAGAGCGGCGGGUGCACAUUUCGGCCUUGGUCUGGUUGAUCGUCACAAUGUUGAUUUUGAAUCUUCAGAGGCCCAUUUCCUGGAAGCCUAG